Molecule: messenger RNA, 828 nt
Organism: Tetrapisispora phaffii CBS 4417
Lineage: Eukaryota; Fungi; Ascomycota; Saccharomycetes; Saccharomycetales; Saccharomycetaceae
Gene: PIN2
Product: Pin2p
Exons: 1
Coding region: 1-828 (275 amino acids)
Cellular component (GO): cellular bud neck; plasma membrane
Source: RefSeq, a predicted model, not a curated record
AUGUUAGAUAUUUGUCUGGUACCCAGGGUAUUCAAAAGAAAUGAUUUAAUCAGUACUGCUGAUAGUUUUAAAAGUUGGGACACAUGUAUGGAUAACAAAGCAUGCAAAAUUAUUGCAAUAGUUGGUAUAGUUUUAGCUUGUGUAGUAGCAUUAUGGCUAAUUGGUGCGGUUUUAACAUGUUUUAGACAGGGUGUAACGGGAAUAGCACAGUUCUUUUGUUGGUGCUGUCAAUGUAGGAAUUCAGAUAAUAGGAAUAAUCAACCUAUGCCAACAAAUGACUCCUACAAUCCAAAUAGAAUGGGGAUGCCUCCUGCAACAGUAAUUUAUCAGCCUAUACAACCUCCACAAAAUGUAUAUUAUAAAAGUAACAAUGAAGAUUUCUAUGAAGAAAAAUCACCUCAUGACGUUUAUGAAUUGGAACAAGACUUUGAUUUGGAAAAGCAAAAAAUGAUUUCUAGAGAGAAUUCAAUCAGGCGCAAUGUGAAAAAGGAUCAACCAACAAGGAUGCCACCUAAAAUUUAUGAAAGUGAUGAAAACUCUAAUCAAGUGGGUUCGAUGCCGGGUGCUUUUAGUAGUAAGGAUGCCCUUAUGCAUAACGGAAACUUUUCUUCAGAAUUUAAUAAUGAGAGUAAUCAAGCUUACGGACAGCAAUUUGGUACCAAUUAUAAUCCGCCAACUUCUUACAACGGAAGAUAUGGGGAUAACAACCAAUCAUUUUACGGCAAUGGCAUUCAGAAUUCUGCCCAGUAUGGUUCACCUAAUCGGAUGCCUUAUCCUCAAGAUGAUGAUCAGGUUAGAUAUAACUACUAUCCAAACGGGAGGUAUUAA